This is a messenger RNA of Mya arenaria, 1116 nucleotides long. RefSeq names its product homeobox-like protein HDP1. The coding region runs from base 1 to 1116 and encodes 371 amino acids. Lineage: Eukaryota; Metazoa; Mollusca; Bivalvia; Myida; Myidae. The transcript has 2 exons. The record is from RefSeq and is a predicted model, not a curated record.
AUGUGGUCAGAUACAGAAGAUGAGAUUUUUCGAUCCAUAGAUUUAAACAAUGUCAUUCUUGUAAAUGAGUCACCAAAAGAACAAAAUGUAAAUAAAGGUGACAGUACAGUAAAUGAGACAAGUGUACAAGACAGAAAUGAAAAUGACACUGUUGUGAAUGAGUUGUCAAGUGUACAAGACAGAAAUGAAAAUGACAAUAUUGUGAAUGAGUUGUCACGUGUACAAGACAGAAACGAAAAUGUCAAUAUUGUGAAUGAGUUAUUACAUGAAGAAGAUGAAAAUGGAGACGACAAUACCACAAAUGAAAAUGACAAUAUUGUGAAUGAGUUGUCAAGUGUACAAGACAGAAAUGAAAAUGACAAUAUUGUGAAUGAGUUGUCACAUGUACGAGAUGUAAAUGAAGACGACAGUACAGUAAAUGAGUUGUCAAAUGUUCAAGACAGAAAUGAAAAUGGCAAUAUUGUGAAUGAGUUGUCAAGUGUACAAGACAGAAAUGAAAAUGGCAAUAUUGUGAAUGAGUUGUCAAGUGUACAAGACAGAAAUGAAAAUGGCAAUAUUGUGAAUGAGUUGUCAAGUGUACAAGACAGAAAUGAAAAUGGCAAUAUUGUGAAUGAGUUGUCAAGUGUACAAGACAGAAAUGAAAAUGACAAUAUUGUGAAUGAGUUGUCAAGUGUACGAGAUAUAAAUAAAGACGACAAUACAGUGAAUGAGUUGUCAAAUGUUCAAGACAGAAACGAAAAUAACAAUAUUGUGAAUGAGUUGUCAAGUGUACGAGAUAUAAAUAAAGACGACAGUACAGUGAAUUUGUUGUCAGGUGUUCAAGACAGAAAUGAAAAUGACAAUAUUGUGAAUGAGUUGUCACGUUUACAAGAUGCUUAUGAAACUGACAAUAUUGUGAAUGGGUUGUCAUGUUUACACGACAGAAAUAAAAAUGACAAUAUUGUGAAUGAGUUUUUACGUGUACAGGAUAUGAAUAAAGGUGAUAAUACUGCCAAUGAGUUAUCAAGUGUACAAGAUGUAAAUGAAGAUAAAAAUACCGUAAAUGAAUUGUCCCUGGAACAAGAUGUAAAAGGAAAUGAUAAUAUUAUAAAGGAGCCUAACACAAAGGAGAAAUGA